Molecule: messenger RNA, 1086 nt
Organism: Hansenula ciferrii
Lineage: Eukaryota; Fungi; Ascomycota; Saccharomycetes; Phaffomycetales; Wickerhamomycetaceae
Gene: SPT2
Product: Spt2p
Exons: 1
Coding region: 1-1086 (361 amino acids)
Source: RefSeq, a predicted model, not a curated record
AUGAGUUUCUCAUCAAUUCUAUCUCAGAUCAAACAUAAGACAAAAGAUUCAGAUAGUAGCAUUUCACAAGGAUAUAAUUACAAAAAUUCAAAUGAUGGUAAAAGGACAAGUACUUCAUCAAGUUCAAAUACACCAAAACCUAAACCAAGACCAAUUCCAACAAAUUCAGUACGUCGUUCACAAUCAGCAGAACCUCCAAGAACAAUAGAUCCUGCUGUUCAAAGAUUAAAAGAACUACGAAGAAUUGAAAAUGCUAAAAAAGAGGCAGCAAACCCCAAACCAAAAACACAACGAAGAAAUAACACAUCAUCAUCAUCAACAUCAUCAUCAAGACAACCUGCUGUUAGAAGGAGAAGAAUCCCAGAAGUUCAAGUUAAAGAAAGUGCCAUUCAACAACGUCCAAGAUCUUCAUCACCUCAAAAAAGAUUAUCUUUUAAAGAAUUAAUGAUGCAAGCUGAAGAAAAGGCAAAAUUAUUAAAAGAGCGUAAAGAACAAUCACCAAAUCCAACACAAAUAACAGCUCCAAAACAUAUUUCUAAAACUCAACCCAGAUCUACAAGACCAUCACCAAACCCACAAUCAUCUACAUAUUCAAGUAUAAGGAGAAGUACAACACCAACAAAUAACAUACCUCGUCAAAGAUCUGCUCCACCACCUCAAAGACCACAAGCCGCACCACCUAAACCAAAACCAAGACCAAAAGAAUUUGCUAAACCUUCUGCUCAAUUACAAGCUAAAUUAGAUGCUAAAAAGAGAAAAGAACAAACUAUGAAGAAACAAUCAAAACAAAAUUAUUAUGAUGAAGAUGAAUAUGAAUCAGAUUUUAUUGAAGAUGAUGAAGAAAUAGAAGAAGAGGAAGAAGAUGUUGGUUAUGAUAGAGAUGAAAUUUGGAAAAUGUUUAAUAGAGGUAAAUCAAGAUCAGAUUUUAUUGAUCAAGAUGAUGAUUUAUCAGAUAUGGAAGCUACAGGUUCUGAAGUCUUGAAUGAAGAAAUGAGAUCUGCUAAAAGGGCAAGAUUGGAAGAAAAAGAAGAAGCUGAAAGAGAAAGAAGAAGAAUUGAGGAAAAAAGAAGAAGAUUGGGUAAAUAA